Salvia miltiorrhiza (redroot sage) is the source of this 1179-nucleotide messenger RNA. RefSeq names its product putative late blight resistance protein homolog R1A-10. Gene Ontology annotation, biological process: defense response to other organism. The transcript has 2 exons. The record is from RefSeq and is a predicted model, not a curated record. Gene Ontology annotation, molecular function: ADP binding. Lineage: Eukaryota; Viridiplantae; Streptophyta; Magnoliopsida; Lamiales; Lamiaceae. Bases 1 to 1179 code for a protein of 392 amino acids.
AUGGCGGCCUACGCAGCCUUGCAGUUUCUCGAAGCUUAUAUCUCCCCUGUUUCCGACGAAGCAGAUCCAUUGGAGAUGCGUAUUGCAGAUGCAGCUUAUGCAGCUGAAGACGCCAUCGAAUCUCAUAUCGUGGCCAAGAUUCAGCUGAGCAGAUCCAGAGAAACCAUUCGCGGCCGAUUCCUCAGCUGCUUUCGAGCUGAGGAAGAGAUGAACUUGUUUCAAUAUGUGCAAAAUGUGAUACAAGAAAUGGAUCAGAUCAAGACUUUGGCGAAGCAGAGCAAUACAGAGAAGGUGGCGCUCCAUGAUAAGCCGCGUAGCUUCAUCUCUGCUUCUUCUUCCACUGAGAAGAACAGUAGUGGCAUGGUGGUGUGGUCCGAGGGUGUCGUGAAUGGAAUCUUGGAAAGGCUCGUUUCGGACCAACGCCAGCGCCAAGUCAUCCCGAUCACAGGAAUGGGCGGGAUAGGUAAGACCACUCUUGCCAAAACUGUUUAUUCGAAAAAAAUUAUUGAGCAGCGUUUUGAUGUUUGUGCUUGGACUACUAUUUCUCAACAAUACAACACAAGGGAAAUUCUUUGUGAACUUGUUUCUCAAGCCACUAAAAAAACAAAGGAACAACUGAGUGAAAAGAGUGAAGAUGAACAAGGAUUAGAGCUCCACCAGUAUUUGCCAGGUAGAAGGUUUCUAAUUGUGAUGGAUGAUAUGUGGAGUAUCAAAGCAUGGGAUGGGAUACAACGUUUCUUUCCCGAAAAUGAGAAUUAUAGUCGGAUAUUAGUGACGACUAGGCUUUCCCACUUGAGUUCCCAGUUGAACAACAACUAUAGCCUUCAAAUGGAAUUUUUAGAUGAGGUUAGAAGCUGGGAACUUUUCUCAAAAACUGUGUUUGGGUUUGGAAGUUGCCCUCAUGAGUUAGAGAAAAUUGGAAAGAAAAUAGUAGAGAAUUGCAGAGGACUUCCUUUAUCAAUUGUUGUAGUGGCGGGUAUUUUGAGAAAUAGGGAACACACUCUAGGAGUUUGGGAAUCAAUUAGGAAGAACUUAGCUUCAGAAGUGAAUUUGGAGAAUGAUAAGAAUUGCAUUAAACUGUUGAAAAUGAGCUAUAAUCAUUUGCCAGUUUAUUUAAAGCCAUGUUUUUUGUAUAUGGGAGUGUUUGAGGAGGAUGAUUCGGUUAGAGUCUCAACGUGA